AAUCUUAAAAUUGGGACAAUGACAAUUGGGAUCUUGACUUUAACUUAAAAUCAAUAUUUCAUUGAAAGAUUUUAUUUUAAAAUCUGAAAACAAUGACAUAUGUAUAUUUUUUAGAAAAAAAAUUAUUAAAAUUUGUUUAAAAAAGAAAAUGCCCAGCAAAAGGAAACAAAAGUCGCGUUUAAACUCUUUACUAGAACUUAAACCAACUGUAGAAAUUUUACCAAACACCAUUAACAAAACUUCAAAUCUUACAAUUAAGGAGGAGAAGUCUAUAGGAGAUUGCGAAGAAGAAUGUUUAGAUGAAGCAGAAGGCUAUGAAACAAUGGCAUAUGAAGAAUCGCAACACGAACUGAAAAAGGGAGUAUCAAGAACCUGUUUGUUGCUACAAGAUUAUUUGGAAUUCAAGGCCGCUCGCUGCAUACAACGUUACUUACGCGGUUGGUUGCUUCGCACGAAAUAUAGACGUUUACGUCUAGCCGCCAUUAUAAUACAACGAGAAUGGCGCCGUUUUUAUUGUCAGCGUUUGUAUUUUCGAAAAGUUGAGGAAACUCUGCAGCAACGUAUUGAACAACAUUAUUAUCGGGCUGCCCAGAGAAUUCAGGCUUUAUGGCGCGGUUGGUGGGUACGUCAUCAUAUACACGAUCAUACACGUUUAAUGCGUCUGCAAUUAAUGGCCGGAGAAGAUCUGCUUUAUUGUGUAGCCUUUAAGUUGCAUCAUUUGCUAAGGACUCACCAGAUACCGGGAAUAUACUCGUUAAGGAAUAGCAGUGCCCUUUCUAAAGUCGAACAAUUAUUGGCCUCUUUAACGUUCAAAGCUUGCAAUCAACGUUCAAUACAGGCGAAAGAACAGCGACGCCAUGAAAUCGAGGUUGCUAGAAGAGAACAUAAAAAGUCAGCUUACGGAACAAAAGUACCCUUUUCAGGGCCCGAUAUACACAAUCUUUGUGCGCCAAAAUGUGCACCACUCUAUAAUGCCAAAGAUGCCGAUAUGAGAAUAUCCAAAAUUUUGCAAAUGUAUGAAGAAGCAAAUCGGGAACUAGCGAAACCGACUAAAUUAAGAAAAAAAUCGGCCUUUUCCAAACAAUCGCAAGGGAUUGAAUCUCUUCCUGAAACCCCCUCCUUUUGUGGUGAUGUUGUUAGCAGCAUGAAAAAAUGGAAGAUUAUAACGGAAAAUAAUGUUAAUGUUGACCCAAAUGUAUUCAGAAAUCCUCAAAAUGUAGAAAAAUUUCUUAAAGAAAUCGAAUCGAAAAUGAGUCUUCUACAGGGUAAUUGUUAUUGUAGACGAGAAUUUCAUGAGGACUUAGAUAAAGCAAAGGCUAAGUUCUUAUCACAAGAGAGAGACAAAAGUAAUAAUUUAAGUUCUUCAACUUCCAUGCGCAAUAGUCCAAAAUCAAUAUUAACUGAUGAUGGUAAAGGUUAAGAUUCCAUAAACAAGCAACUUCUAUUAUUUAUACUCCUGGAAUAGUGAUCAUCCUAAGUGUGUCACUUUUGCAGAUGAAUCAGUAGGUUAUGUUCUUAAAUAGAUUUCAGUUUUUAUAGAAAAAAUAUUCUAAUAUUUGUUGCUAUAUAUUUGUCUUAUAUUAAAUAAACAGUAUUUUAUAAUGAUCGGUUUUAAUCGCUAAUCACAUAACGAUGCACUUCCGACAAU
Messenger RNA from Lucilia cuprina (Australian sheep blowfly), 1648 nucleotides. Its product is annotated as protein OPAQUE1-like. Gene Ontology annotation, molecular function: protein binding. The transcript is spliced from 4 exons. The coding region runs from base 149 to 1420 and encodes 423 amino acids. Lineage: Eukaryota; Metazoa; Arthropoda; Insecta; Diptera; Calliphoridae. The record is from RefSeq and is a predicted model, not a curated record.